CAGACUCGGUAAGUGGGAAGCUCUUGGAGGCGGUGACCCAGGCAUCUGGGGAGCCACUGAUGUCGUAUUCUCUUAAACCCUACUUUGCUCCCCCUGUGGACAUGACCCCUUAGAUGGCAUUUUGCAUCCCAGUUGUUUUGUGAUGGAGGCGUCUUUGGGGAUUCAGAUGGAUGAACCAAUGGCUUGUUCACCCCUGUGUGACCGAUUUCAGGAGGAAGGCUCGUUUAAAAAUCAUGAGCAGAAUUUUAAACUACCAGCACAGUGUCUGGGACAGGCAUUUAAUAAAUGUUUGAUAAAUAGAAGAGUUCCAGUUGACUGUGUAUUUUUCCUGAAAGGUGUUAAAAAAGAUAUUGAGAAACUUUAUGAAGCUGUACCUCAGCUUGGCAAUGUGUUUAAGAUUAAGGACAAAAUUGGAGAAGGCACUUUUAGUUCUGUUUAUUUGGCCACAGCACAGUUACAAGUAGGACCAGAAGAGAAAAUUGCUCUAAAACACCUAAUUCCAACAAGUCAUCCUGUAAGGAUUGCAGCUGAACUUCAGUGCUUAACGGUGGCUGGGGGGCAAGACAACGUCAUGGGAGUUAAAUACUGCUUUAGGAAGAACGAUCAUGUAGUUAUUGCUAUGCCGUAUCUGGAGCAUGAGUCCUUUUUGGAUAUUUUGAAUUCUCUGUCCUUUCAAGAAGUACGGGAAUACAUGUUUAACCUAUUCAAAGCUUUGAAACGUGUUCAUCAGUUUGGUAUUGUUCACCGUGAUGUUAAACCCAGCAAUUUUUUAUAUAAUAGGCACCUAAAAAAGUAUGCCUUGGUAGACUUUGGUUUGGCCCAAGGAACCCAUGAUACAAAAAUAGAACUUCUCAAAUUUGUCCAGUCUGAGGCUCAGCAGGGAAGUUGUUCACAAAAUAAAUCCCACGUCACAGGAAACAAGAUUUCAUUGAGUGGCCCAGGAGCACCUAAGGAGCUGGAUCAGCAGCCCACCACAAAAACUUCUGUUAAAAGGCCCUACACAAAUGCACAAAUUCAGAUUAAACAAGGACAAAAUGGAAAGGAGGGAUCUGUAGGCCUUUCUGUCCAGCGCUCUGUUUUUGGAGAAAGAAAUUUCAAUAUACACAGCUCCAUUUCACAUGAGAGCCCUGCAGUGAAACUUAUGAAGCAGUCAAAGUCUGUGGAUGUGCUGUCUAGAAAGUUAGCAACGAAAAAGAAGACCAUUUCUACGAAAGUUACGAAUAGUGGUGUGAUGAGGAAAACUGCCAGUUCUUGCCCAGCUAGCCUGACCUGUGAUUGUUAUGCAACAGAUAAAGUUUGCAGUAUUUGUCUUUCAAGGUGGCAGCAGGUUGCUCCUAGGGCUGGCACUCCAGGAUUCAGAGCACCAGAGGUCCUGACAAAGUGCCCCAAUCAGACCACAGCAAUUGACAUGUGGUCUGCAGGUGUCAUAUUCCUUUCUUUACUUAGUGGGCGAUACCCAUUUUAUAAAGCAAGUGAUGAUUUAACUGCUUUGGCUCAAAUUAUGACAAUUCGUGGAUCCAGGGAAACUAUCCAGGCUGCUAAAACUUUUGGCAAGUCAAUAUUGUGUAGCAAAGAAGUUCCAGCACAAGACUUGAGAAAACUCUGUGAGAAGCUCAGAGGCAUAGAUUCUAACACUCCCAAGUUAACAAAUGAUGUUAAAGGGCCUGCUUCUAAUGACCCAACUUUUUCAGAGAAGACUGACCACAAAGCUGCUCACCUCAUACAAACACCUCAGGCACAGCUCUCAGGGAAUUCAUUGUAUGAAGGGGACAGUAAUGGUGGCUGUGGGGGUCGUUUUACCACGUACACAACCAGCUUAGAAGGCUGGGAUGAGGUACCUGAUGAAGCUUAUGACCUGCUUGAUAAACUUUUAGAUCUAAAUCCAGCUUCAAGAAUAACAGCAGAAGAGGCUUUGUUGCAUCCUUUUUUUAAAGGUAUCAGCUUGUGACUAUCGUUCUUCAUUUAAGAUUGCUGAUGUGUAUUGUGAGGUGGGAUGAAAAAGUUAUUUGUAAAGCCAUGAAUUCUUGACGAGACUAGGGCAGGAUGAAUAUUUUCAAAUUUUAGUAUUUGUGCUUGUGACAGAUUCUAAAAUAUGGAUUAAGAUUAUUUAAGAUCCCUGGGCUAAUUCUUUGGACUAAUAACGUGAUCUUUGAGUUAGAUCUACCCAAGUAGAAUCAGAUCUUUUGUUUCCCUAAUUACUUGUCACUCUGCCAUAUGCAGAAAAAGGAGCAGUUGUGGUCUAGUACAUAGUGGUUCAAAGUACAGAUCCUAAAAUUAAUGGAUGUGAUAGAGAUUAAAUGAGUCAAAAAACAUACUUUAUUGGUUUCUUUGAACUGUGUUUUCUUUUGUAAAACUCAACCUGGUGCUGGUGCUCUAAUUAUCCAGUAAGUAAAGAUAAUUUCCUCUUCUAGAGGCAUGUAUUAAUACCUCUUAUGAACACUAAGACAGUGAAAAAAUGCGGGGUUGAGGGUAAUAUUGCUUAAAAUUGAAUUUAAUGUAUCCAUUGUUGAAAGCAUUUUGUGAAGGCAUUUUUUUGUGUGAAUUGCCAUGUUCUUCUUAAUGGAUUCUCUCUUGAUUUUUUGGCCUUCUCUACUGCCACCCAGCACAGUCUCCUUGGAAAAAAUACAGUGUUUCCCACAAAGUUUCUGGGUACUUGGUUAAAUAUUGCAUGUGUUUACAGGUGGGAACUUAAAACAGUGCAUAAUAACCUGGUUGAUAAAAGGGGCAAGCUGUAGGACCAAGGUGAAGAUUGGAUAGUCCAAAAUGCUUUUAUUUUUCUUUGAAUGUCUGUUUUUUUCACACCAUCUGAGGUAUAAUUAGGUAGCUGCUAAAAAGGGAAAAUGAACACAGAAUCUAGAAUAUUAUUGGAGAUUUUUUUUCCUCUGCCUAGAGCCACCUAGUUCUCCCUAAAUACCUUGUUUUGACUAAGUUGGUCUUGCUAAGAGAAGGUUGAUUACUGUACUCUUGAAGAGUCUUGGGUGAGUUGAGAAGAAAGUUAAUGAAGUAGGCACCAUAGAAAAGGACCAGAGAGAGAGGCAUGUGUAUUGUUACUGCCUACCAAAAUGAUGCAUAUCAGACUUCCGUGGGACGUAAGUUGGGGUGUAGGUCUGCUAAGAAGUUUCCCAUUUAGUAGUCAGAAUACAGAAACAGCUUCAAGACAUACACUAUUCUUUUUGUUAUUUUGAGCACUGAAGUCAGUAUGUCUACCUAUUCUACUUGGCAAAUAUAAUAUACAUAUAUAUAUACCAUUUCAAUUGAUCUGUUCUGUCUUCUCAUGUUGUAAUCUUUAAAAAAAAACUAGAAUGUUCUUGAAUUUGUUUAAUAAAGUUACCCUUUUAUAUUU
Manis javanica (Malayan pangolin) is the source of this 3343-nucleotide messenger RNA. RefSeq names its product cell division cycle 7 (gene CDC7). Gene Ontology annotation, cellular component: nucleus. Gene Ontology annotation, molecular function: ATP binding; protein serine/threonine kinase activity. Gene Ontology annotation, biological process: mitotic DNA damage checkpoint signaling; protein phosphorylation. Lineage: Eukaryota; Metazoa; Chordata; Mammalia; Pholidota; Manidae. The record is from RefSeq and is a predicted model, not a curated record.